GUUGAUUGCAUCUUUUCAUCCUUGCCCUGAUCUCCCUUCAUAAUCUUCGGUUCUAGAUUACACUACCAAGGAAGGAUUUUAUCCUUUCCUUAAACUAGGAAUCUAUCUAGGUAUAGUAGUUAUAGGUGUGUAAUCUAUCGCCGGAGCUGAAUAAAAAUGGGGAAGGGAAAGCCAGAGUUCCAGGGAAGGGGGCUGCUUUCUAACCUUGCCGGAUUUGCCGGCGCCGGUCAUCACCGUCCGGGAGGCUACGGCGGCGGUCAUCAUGGAUAUCCUCAUCCUUCUCCUCCUGCUGGGGCAUACCCACCAGCUGCCGGAUAUCCUCAUCCUCCUCCUCCUGCUGCAGGGGCAUACCCAUCACCUGCCGGAUAUCCCCAUCCUCCUCCUCCUUCACCUGGAUACAUGCCGCCGGAAGGGUAUCCUCCUCUUGCCGGUGCACACCCUCCCCCUCCUUCACCUGGAUACAGCCCGGAAGGGUAUCCUCCUGCCGGUGCACACCCUCCCCCUCCGGCUGGCUACCCGGCGCCGGCGCCGGCGGUAUAUCCUCCGCCGAGUGGUGCAUUUCCCCAACAUGGCUAUCCUCCUGCUGGCUAUCCACCCCCAUCAACUUCACAUCAUGGUGCGGGGCAAGGAUCUAAUAACUUUGGAACAAUGUUAGCUGGAGGUGCUGCAGCUGCAGCUGCUGCAAUUGGAGCUCACCAUCUUGCACAUGGUCAUCAUCAUAUGCAUGGUGGUUACUAUGGGCACCAUGGAAAAUUCAAGCAUGGAAAGAUCAAGCAAGGGAAGUAUGGAAAGCGCAGCUUCAAGCGUUGGAAGUAGUGAUGAUAACCAUGCAUGCAUGCAUGACAAAGGCAUACAUGUAUUUAUGCAACAUAUAUAUUCAUUAUGAGUCUAUGUACAUGUAAUUUCUCAGCUCACAUUAUAUUAAUGCACAUCUGAUCUGCUUAG
Ipomoea nil (Japanese morning glory) is the source of this 945-nucleotide messenger RNA. RefSeq names its product cleavage and polyadenylation specificity factor subunit 6. The transcript is spliced from 3 exons. The record is from RefSeq and is a predicted model, not a curated record. Lineage: Eukaryota; Viridiplantae; Streptophyta; Magnoliopsida; Solanales; Convolvulaceae. The coding region runs from base 157 to 816 and encodes 219 amino acids.